CCACUCAGAAUAUCAAUCCAUUCACGACACUCAACAAAGAUGCAAUUUAAUAUGGGAGCCGUUUUUCUGGCGCUGCUGGGUCUGCUUGCUGUUGGGCCACUCACGUCUUCCGAGGCACGCCAUCGGCAGGGACCCAUCUUCGAUACGAGGCCGUCGCCCUUCAAUCCCAAUCCGCCCAGGAGAGGAACCUUAUAAGGAUCGACCGUGUUGUUGCUGCUGCUGCUCCUGAUGUCGUUAACACAUUUAAUAAUUAAUUUAAUGCAAUUAAAGAAAACUGAACAUCAAAGGCAUGGAAAC
This is a messenger RNA of Drosophila subobscura, 297 nucleotides long. Its product is annotated as metchnikowin. Gene Ontology annotation, biological process: antifungal humoral response; antibacterial humoral response. Lineage: Eukaryota; Metazoa; Arthropoda; Insecta; Diptera; Drosophilidae. Bases 40 to 195 code for a protein of 51 amino acids. The transcript has a single exon. The record is from RefSeq and is a predicted model, not a curated record.